This is a messenger RNA of Chelonoidis abingdonii (Abingdon island giant tortoise), 928 nucleotides long. The record is from RefSeq and is a predicted model, not a curated record. NCBI's taxonomy places the organism in Eukaryota, Metazoa, Chordata, Testudines, Testudinidae.
GGCUCAAUGGCCGAGCGGGCCGCUGCACAGGCAUCAGAAUGGGAUACAGAGGUACAAGCUCCCCUCAUCCCAGAUGUAAGUUUUAUGAAAGAAACCCAGCUGCAGACUGCAGCUAUUUCCUUGUGGACUGUGGUAGCUGCUGUUCAAGCUGUGGAGAGGAAAGUGGAGGCUCAUGCUAUGCGAUUGCUGAAUUUGGAGCGGAGAUCAGGGGCAGCUGAGAAGAAAUUUGUGGACUGCGAGAAAACAGUGGUAGAGUUUGGUAACCAAUUGGAAAGUAAGUGGGCUGUGCUGGGAACUCUGAUCCAGGAGUACGGGCUGCUGCAGAGAAAACUGGAGAACAUGGAGAACCUGCUGAAGAACAGGAACUUCUGGAUCCUAAGAAUUCCCCCCGCUAGUAAAGGAGAGGACCCAAAGGUCCCAAUGGCGUUUGAUGAUGUCUCAAUCCAAAUUCCCCGGGAGAAGUGGGAGAAUUUGGAAGAGUGGCAGAAAGAGCUUUACAAGAAUGUGAUGAAGGGCAACUAUGAGUCUUUGAUCUCACUAGAUCAUGCCAUUUCCAAGCCUGAUAUUUUAUCACGGAUUGAACAAGGGGAGGAGCUCUGUGUUGGGGAGACGCAGAACUUGGAAGUGCAAGAGAUCCCUACAGAGUCUACCACAGAUGUCAUUCAUGACUUUCCACCUGCCCCAGGAACUUCUAUCUCUACCGGUCCCAGCACAGAAUCUCCAAUUUCUACCACGGACAUUAUGUCAUGGAUUAAACAAGAAGAGGAGCAGAGCAUACGGGCUCAAGAGAAUGCUAAGGAACGAGAAACGCAUAGAAGUACCUGCACCAGUGAGUACAAGAGUGAAAUAACUGAGGAACACAGAUGAUAGGAUCUUGGUCAAACAUGAAGAGCGUCCUGAGGAGAGAGGUCCUGUGACCCAGGAACUG